This is a messenger RNA of Penicillium subrubescens, 1761 nucleotides long. Its product is annotated as Zn(II)2Cys6 transcription factor. Gene Ontology annotation, molecular function: zinc ion binding; DNA binding; DNA-binding transcription factor activity, RNA polymerase II-specific. The transcript has a single exon. The coding region runs from base 1 to 1761 and encodes 586 amino acids. Gene Ontology annotation, biological process: regulation of DNA-templated transcription; DNA-templated transcription. Lineage: Eukaryota; Fungi; Ascomycota; Eurotiomycetes; Eurotiales; Aspergillaceae. The record is from RefSeq and is a predicted model, not a curated record.
AUGAACGAUCCGCAGGCCCCGAUCCUUGUUCCCGGGUCCGCGAAGCCCGCCGGCCCAUCACUACUAGCAUGUCUUCUCUGUCGCCACAAACACCUCAAAUGCGAUGGCAAGACACCCAUUUGCGGUCGCUGUCUUCUGACCGGCUCGGAAUGCCAAUAUACUAAAUCGCGACGGGGCUACAAAGGCCCUUCUAAGAAGCGUCGCGCCGAACCAUACUCCCCCGACCAACUUGUCACGGAUCCCGCACCCGGCAUGGUCGAAGUUCCCAUCGACUGGUCCCUACAAGGGAAUUUCAAUUAUGCGCCGACCACGAUGCCGCUGCCUUCGUCAGGAUCGGCCAGUCCGAUAUUCAAUGGCGUGCCAUCGAUGACGACGACCAUGACAACAAAUACAGCAACGACCACGCCCCCCGCUCGCCCGGUGACAGGAACCCUCGCAGGACCGAUGACCCCGGAAUCUGCUUCCUCGGUCGGCGGCGACGGCUACCUUCUCGAUAUCUACUACACCUACUUCCACUCUGCUCAUCCGGUUCUCCCACCGCUGCGCUUCCUCUAUCGUGGUAGCCAAUGCCCCCCGUACUUGGAACAGGUGAUGAAAUUCAUUGCCGCCCACUUUACUCCCGCGGCUUCGCCGGAAACCUAUCGCCCGACCGUCGUCGCAGGUGUACAGGACCAACUGCCCUCCGUGGAAAAGGUGCAGGCAAUGCUGCUCUUGGCGAUUGUGCUGCACUCGCGCAAUGAGCGUGGGGAAGCCAAGGAAUGUCUAGAUGUCGCGAUCGACCUGGCAUUCGAGCUAGGCUUGAAUCAAGCCACUUUUGCCGAGACGGCAAGUAACGGCGACCCAAUCCGAGCAGAGUGCUUGCGCCGUACCUGGUGGGAGCUGUUCGUCGUUGAGGGCUUAUUGACAGCCCUGGGCGUACAGCAGGUCUACCGUACGAAUUUGGUGCCACCCGAGGUGCCCCUCCCGUGCGAGGAGCGCAUCUACCAGGAUGGCCUGACACCGCCGACCCCGCCGACCAUCGCACAGUUUGAUGGACGUGUGUUUGCCGACGAUGAGCGCGAUUUCUCCUCGUAUUCGUACCGAAUCGAAGCUGUGCGAAUUCUCGGUCGCGUAGUAGCGACCCAGGACAUGGUGGAAGGCCAGCAGGACCAUGUCGAAGCCAUUGAUGCGCGUAUCACGAGCUGGUUCCUCCACUUGCCCGAGUCCAAAUCCGAGCUGAUGCGACCGGAUGGUUCAGUAGAUGAGAUCAUGUUCCAGGCGACCAUGAUUGUGAAUGGUGCUUCCAUUUACCUGAACUUCCCUCGAUCGGAUCUCCUGUCGUCCCCCGCGGUCGCUUCAGAGGUUAUUUGUGGUCACCACGGUCCGAUCAGUGUUCCCGCCUUCUCCCAUCAUGCUCAUGCCAUGAAGGCAGUCAAGGCAGCCAGUGAGUUGUCCUCUUUGGCAGCCAUUCGUCUGCCCGUGGAACGGCACACCCCGUUCUUCAUCUGCGCUCUCACCCUGAGCUCUAUGGUCCAAUUGGCGGCUUGCUCCGUCAAGGCAGGCCAGAUGCCUGAUCCGAGUCGGGAUCGUAUCGGUCUCACCAUUGGUGUGUUCAAGUCGUUGGCGCGUACCUGGGCAAUUUCUCAAUCGAUCAUGCGUCAGAUCAAGGCCGUUGCCCGCGAUGUACUGGACAUGGGUGUGCGCCCUAGCAUUGAGUCGCUUGAUCUUACCUCGAUUCUGGACGUCAACGAUCGCUUCUGGAUUCAGGAUGGUCCUAGCUGA